Nematostella vectensis (starlet sea anemone) is the source of this 1580-nucleotide messenger RNA. RefSeq names its product QRFP-like peptide receptor. Gene Ontology annotation, biological process: G protein-coupled receptor signaling pathway. Gene Ontology annotation, molecular function: G protein-coupled receptor activity. Bases 321 to 1367 code for a protein of 348 amino acids. The record is from RefSeq and is a predicted model, not a curated record. Lineage: Eukaryota; Metazoa; Cnidaria; Anthozoa; Actiniaria; Edwardsiidae. The transcript has 3 exons. Gene Ontology annotation, cellular component: membrane.
AACAAAGUACUUCUUGCAGUAGUGUGACAUAAAUCAUGCAGGGUCAAAGGUCCACGCGCAAAAAUGCGUCACUUCCUGUAUUAUUUUACUCAAGCAUGCUAAACGAGUUCUAAUGCUGUUUCGAAAACUAGAUCGAAAGCUCUAAUGCUAAUAGUCUAUGAUAGUCUGUCUAUUAAGCAUGAGUCCCUAAAGGAGGAAGGUUUGGUUAAGACUCUACUGCUCUUAGCGCGAUCUCUGGAUGUAAACAGUAGAAUUCCUAUUAACCUUCGAUUUCCCAGUGGAGAUGACGAUGAUGAUGAUCAUGCGAACGACGAUAAAAUAUGUUACGUAGUCAUGCUGUUGAUGAGGAUAUUUUUCAGUUGUGCAGAACCAUGGACACAGAUGCAACCACUUCACCACUCUCGCUACCGACCGGCACAAGUUUUGAGACGACUAUACUUACAGCCACACGCGCUAUCCUCGCCCUCAUUAACGUGACCAGUAACUCUCUUGUCAUCUGGAUCGUUUAUCGACAUCGACAGAUGACGUCAUCGCUCAACAGCUACCUGCUGAUCAACCUAGCCUUGGCUGACGUCAUGGUAGCGAUAUUUAUAACUCCUCAGUACGUGUUCCAGCAAACUUUCACUCACCCUGGGGGGAGGGCUGGGGACUGGCUUUGUAAGAUGAUCACUGGCGGAAAUUUCAUCUGGGUUGGCAGCGCGGCGUCAGCUUUCACUCUCGUUGCCAUAGCAAUGGAAAGGUACUACGCAUUCGUGCAUCCAUGUGGUCACCAACUGACCAAGAGGCGGCUGACCAUGAUCAUCGCAGGCUCAUGGAUAUACGCCAUUGUCACAAACAUCCCACUCUUUAUUGUGAUUGGCUACGAAAAUCACGGCGACGACUUCAACUGUCCUGAGAAAUGGAGCAACCAAACAAUACGCAAGCUCUACACGGUCGGCGUCUUCGUCCUUUUUGGUGUCAUCCCUAUUGUGAUGAUGACGAUUCUUUAUCUCAGAGUAAUAAAGGUUUUGUGGGAGCCGAAUAUCUUACCAACACAAGAAGAAAUCGUGAAAAAACGACGCAAGGCUACCAAGAUGAUGCUGUUGGUGACAGUGCUGUAUUUCGUGUGCCGUUUACCGAAUGUUAUUCUUUACAUGCUGUGGCCUUAUAAAGACUUUUACGGAUCUUUUCGCGUCUCGUAUGUUAUUAGUAUUAUCCUAGUUGGGCUCAACUCUACCAUGAACCCGUUCGUCUACAGUCUUCACAGUUCGAGAUUCAAGGAGGAGUUCAGGCGGUGGUUUGUUAGUGCGAAUACUGGGGAGAGAGAGAGACUGUUGGUCAAGGACAACAAAGAGUUUAACUAUGGUUACGAGAGGUUUGAUCGAUAGUGACACCCGUACGUCUAUACAGUUCGAUAUUUAAAGAUGAGAACAAGAAUGGAUUCAGAAGAGAGGGGAAAGCCGCUAAAAAAGGACACUGAGAUGCAUACACAAUAGUUGUGCAGAUAGAAGAAUGAAUGAAGUUCAGUGGCUACAAACUAUAACAACGUGUACAUUUAAACCCAUUCAAGUGAGAUUCUAAUGUCAAUCAUUUAUCUACUA